AUGGGGCACCACUCCUGCUGCAACAAGCAGAAGGUCCGGAGGGGCCUGUGGUCGCCGGAGGAAGAUGAGAAGCUCAUCAAGUACAUCACCACGCACGGCCAUGGCUGCUGGAGCUCCGUCCCGAGACAAGCAGGGCUGCAGCGAUGCGGCAAGAGCUGCAGGCUGAGGUGGAUCAACUACCUGAGGCCGGACCUCAAGAGGGGGAGCUUCUCGCAGCAGGAGGAGGCCCUCAUCGUCGAGCUCCACAGGGUUCUUGGCAACAGGUGGGCCCAGAUCGCCAAGCACCUGCCUGGUAGGACGGACAACGAGGUAAAGAACUUCUGGAACUCCACCAUCAAGAAGAAGCUCAUCUCCCAGGCUGUGGGCAGCCUCCACCCAGACCUGUACUACAAUAUUCUGGAUGGAGCAGCAGGGCAGGGCAUGGCGGCCGCCGGAUGCGCGCCGCUGAACGGGGCGGACAAUGCGGUGGCCCAAGCUGUCACAUUGAGCGCGCCGUCUCCUCCGCCCAUGGUGCACAACCCCGCCGCGGCGUGGACCGACUUCGUCUCCCAGCCGCUCUUCCUCCCGGGGAACAACGGCGUCCUCGGCAGCGGGAACGAUCUCCAUCCGUACGGCAUCGACGGGGAGUUCAUCAAGCUGUGCCGCGCGGCCGACGCGUUCCCGCCGCCGGAGAGCGGCGUCGCGAGCCAGUGCAAGCCAGCAGCUGGUCUCGUGGCUCAGCAAGAUGAGGGCGCCGCCGCCGCCGCCGUGCGGAGCCUCCCGGUGUUUCUUGAACCCAAGGGCGGCGCGGGCGCUUUCGCGGCCGAUCCGGCCAUGGGCCCCGUGAUGGACUUCAUGGAGGCCAUCCUGGGGUCGUCGUCCACGUCGGCGGUCAGCGCCUCGUCCGUCGACAGCUUCUCGGCGAGCACCGGCAUGCCGUCUCACUGUUGGAUCCCCUGAACGCAUCCUAAUAACUAGAUUCUUAGCGCUCAUUAUAUUACUCCGAUAGACGCAUGGAUUGAUCAAGCACAGCGGGAUCAGAUAUAUAGUACAAUAUAAUUUAUAAAAAAUAAUUAGACUGCUAAGUUUCUCAGGAUAG
This is a messenger RNA of Panicum hallii, 1078 nucleotides long. RefSeq names its product transcription factor MYB80-like. NCBI's taxonomy places the organism in Eukaryota, Viridiplantae, Streptophyta, Magnoliopsida, Poales, Poaceae. The transcript has 4 exons. The coding region runs from base 1 to 939 and encodes 312 amino acids. The record is from RefSeq and is a predicted model, not a curated record.